Messenger RNA from Pollicipes pollicipes, 2313 nucleotides. Its product is annotated as mutS protein homolog 5. Lineage: Eukaryota; Metazoa; Arthropoda; Thecostraca; Pollicipedomorpha; Pollicipedidae. Gene Ontology annotation, molecular function: ATP binding; mismatched DNA binding; ATP-dependent DNA damage sensor activity. Gene Ontology annotation, biological process: mismatch repair; chiasma assembly. Bases 1 to 2313 code for a protein of 770 amino acids. The transcript is spliced from 9 exons. Gene Ontology annotation, cellular component: nucleus. The record is from RefSeq and is a predicted model, not a curated record.
AUGGGCCUGAACGUGCUGCCGGGCAUGGAGCGGUCGCCAGCCGGCGAGGACGCGGACGACGAGAGCGCGGCCGGCGCGCCGACCCUGCUCAGCCUGGCGUACGGUGGCGGCCAUCUGGCGGCGGCCCUGUACGACCCGCUCAGCAUGACGCUGCGCGCCCUGCUCGGCCAGGUGCAGCCCGACCAGGUCAGUGCCCCGGCCGACAUGGUAGCGUUCAAGGUGAUCACCAGCGGCCGCCAGGACGAGCGGCUGCUCACGCAGCUGUCCGAGCUGGUGGCGGCGGACGCCCGCGCGGGCGACGACCAGUCCCGACUGCAGCUGCAGCCGGCCGGCGACUUCCGCGCCGACAGCUGCCGCCACCGCGUGAUGGCCGUGCAGCUGCCGGAAGAGACAUCUGGUGACGAGCAGGCACACUACAACUUCAUCACCUCCCGCGUGGACUUCUCGCAGACGACGAUGAUUCGUGCGUUCGGCGGGCUGCUGCGGUUCCUGGACCGGCGGCCGCUGGAGACGCUCAGCCGGCAGCCGGUGAUGCGGCUGGAGACGCUGUCGCUGGAGGACGUGAUGUACGUCAGCAGCGGCGCCUUCCAGACGCUGCAGGUGUUCUCGGCCGACCGGCAUCCGUCGUCGUUCAAGGCGAAUGCGACGCGAGAGGGUCUGAGUGUGUUCGCCGCUCUCAACAAGUGCUGCUCGCCGCUGGGCGUGGCCCACCUGCGUCGUGUGCUGCUGCAGCCGUUGACCAACCGCGCGCGCAUAGAGCAGCGGCUGGACGCAGUCGAGUUCUUCACGCGGCCGGGCAGUGAGGACGUGCUGACCUCGCUGCAGUCCUGUCUGCGCCGCGUGCGCAACCUCACGCCGCUGCUGAAUCGGCUACGCAAUGCGCGCGCGCUGGCCGGCGACUGGGGCACGUUGUACGACUCGCUCCGCGGCUGCGUGGUGGUCGGCGAGAUCUGUCGGGAGCUGCCGCGCGGCGUGGCGCUGUUCGAGCGGGUGGCGGCCGCCGACAGUGGCGCCGUGCAGCGACUGGUGCACACACUACACGCCACCGUCAACCUGACCGAGACCCGUGAGCUGCGCCGAUUUAGCGUCCAGCUGGGCCUCGAUGACGCGCUCGACCGGCACAAGCGGACAUACGCCGAACUGCCGGAGCUGCUGUCGCGCGAGAUGGCCGCCCAGCAGGAGCAGCUACCCGAUGAGGUGCAGACGUGCAGCAUGGUCUUCCUGCCGCAGAUCGGCUUCCUCAUCAUGGUGGACGAGUGGCGCGUCGGCGACGUGGCGACGGCCAUCCGGGACGGCGAGACGCUGGUCAUGCUCCGGCUGUCGGCGCUGGUGCUGGCCGCCGCCGAGCAGGUGCACCGGCUGACGGCUCUCUGCGGCGAGCUGGAUGCCGUGAUGGCGCUGGCGCGCGCUGCCGCCGAGUUCGGUUACGUGCGGCCGCAGUUCGUCGACGACAACGUGCUGGAGCUGGUACAGAGCCGCCACCCGCUUCUGGAGCUUUGCGCCGACGUGGUGGUACCCAACGACUUCUUCAGCGACGGCGGUGGCUUGCGCGACCGGCUCAAGCUGGUGACGGGCGCCAACGGUGGCGGCAAGUCAGUCUACCUGCGCCAGGUGGCGCUGGCCGUGCUGAUGGCGCAGGCCGGGUCGUUCGUGGCGGCCUCGUCGGUGCGGCUGGGCGUGCAGCGCGCCCUGCUGACGGUGACGCCGCCGGCGCUGACCGGCGCCACCGCCGGCUCGGCCUUCCUGGCCGAGCUGCGCCAGCUGUGCGCCGCGCUGGCCGAGAGUGGCGAGCGCACCCUGCUGCUGGUCGACGAGUUCGGCGGCGGCACGCUGGCCGAGGAUGGCGCCGCGCUGCUGGCCGCCCUGGUGACGCCCGUCUGUCCCGAGCUGGUGGCCGAGCCGGGUGCCGAACAAGUCACUUUCCUCUACCAGAUGACGACCGGCGCGGCCGGCAAGAGCUACGCCCUGGCGGCGGCGCGGCUCGCCUGCCUGCCCCACACGCUGAUCGAGCGGGCGGCGGAGCUGCGCGAGGCACAUGUGGCUCGCUGCCGGCGCGCCGCCGAGCUCUUCUUGCGCGCCGACCUGGAGGCGGAUGAGCCGCGCGAGCUGCUGCGGCGGGUGCGGGCCGAGUACCGCGCCAGUCUGGACGAGGCCACGGAGGAGUCGGCGGCGGCGGCGGCCGGCGCCGACGGGACGCGGAGCGCGGAGGGACCUGCGCCGGAGGCGGCGGAGGCCGAGGAGCGUGUGUCGGAGACGCCGCUGGGCACGCCCCUGAUGGGCGAGCAGGCGUUCCUCGCGCCCGUGCGCCGGUGA